AUGUCUGCAACACUACAUAAGACAACAUCGAAAAACAGACGGCAGAAAAAAAGGAUUGUUUAUAUCGACGAAAAUGCUCCAAAACGGCCCCGUACUGCUUAUGUUCACUUUGUUAAUGCGCGAAGGAAGGAAUUAGUGGACUCUGGCAGCCAUGAGGCACUGCGUCACCGUAGUUUUCUUGCAGACAUUGGAAAGCAAUGGAAAAUCUUGCCGGAUGAUCAAAAAAAGUUUUAUUUCGACAAAUCAGCUAGAGAACAUGAAGAUUACGAGAAAGCUAUGGAAGAAUAUAAAAAAACGGAGGCUUACAAUCAAUUCCAAGUUAAGAAAAAAGGAUUAAUGAAGCAAAGAAUGCUAGAGUUGAAGAGGCGCAAAAACAAAAACAAAGUGAAAUCCAGUGAUGAUGAGGAAGAAGACAAAAAUGAAGCAGUUGUUGCAGAUGACAUUCCAAUAUUCAGCAAAGAAUUUCUUGCCUACAAUAAAAGUCAGGAAAGUAAAUGCAAAAAAUUGCGGAAAAUGGUAAGUGCUCUCCAAGAAGAAAAUGAUCUCCUCAAAGCUGACAUUGCGAAAUUAUCAGAGAAGAUGAAAUUAAUAUACGGACAACAACCUCUAACAGUACAUUGGUCUACAAAAAUAAAACAACGAUGGACAAAGUUAUUGACUGAUUCUCUUGCAUACGUUUCUGUUGAUGGAGAAUACCCAACCUCACAAAACAUCGAUACUUAUAUGAAGAAAUUAAAACAGUUAGUUGCCGAGAAUCCAAGCAGCAAGGACUUAAUAGCGGUGCGAAUGGCUUUAUCGGAAGUGAAUUUUAUGUGA
Messenger RNA from Cercopithifilaria johnstoni, 816 nucleotides. The record is from the annotation of a GenBank genome assembly. Lineage: Eukaryota; Metazoa; Nematoda; Chromadorea; Rhabditida; Onchocercidae.